CUGUCAAAGACGGUUGGCAAAAGCAUUCACAGACCUCAAGAAUACUCUAGAAACAGAGGCAGACCUCAAGGAGCAUGAGGACUACCUUGUGGCUCAGCAAGUGCUAAAAGACGCCGAGUGCCAACUGGUCACAGCUUAAACUUAUACCUAUUUUUAAUUAUUUAAUAUAAUCAUUACAAUCAUGGCUUAUUAUAAUGAAAAUUUUGAUAACCGGAAUUCAACAUUCCAAAAUAUUCCACCGCCACCCCCGCCACCAAGCUUUUACAUGCCCCCUGCGGUCACCGAUGAACAGUUUGUAAAGCAGUUUGAGAAAUUGGACACUAAAGUUUCUAAAAAAGCAGUUUCUUUAAUUGAAAUAAGGGAAAAAAUUCGAGCCCUAGUGCUAACUCUAAACAAACUAAAAGAAAAGCAGAAAAAACUGACUGAAAACUUUAACACAUUGACAGAAGAAGAAUGGAGUUCUACAGUAAGAGAGAUGAAAGCAAACCAACUGAAAAUUGAUGAGGUUUUGUCCCUUACGAAUGAUUUUUGUUUGGAAAAUAUGAGGAAGGCCUUGGCCAAGAGAUCCACUAAACGGUUGAGAUUAAAACGGUUGAAUAAUGAGAGGAAAAAGGAAAAGGAAGAGAUGAUCAAAGAAAGGGAAGAAAGGUCUCGGAAAAUAGAUGAGAAUCUGCAAAAAAUUAAGGAUGAGAUCAAAAAAGUCAAACUGGAUGAAGAGGCUAAACUAGCAGCGGACUGUAUUCUCCGAGACACUCUCCGCAAGAAGCAUGAUGCUAGAAAGUGUAUCGUCAAGCUAGAGGCCCUGGUGAGGCUGCGGAAAGCGAGACAGAACACUGCCAGGGGCCGUGGGGAGCAGUGCUCAGAGAAUGAUGAGGCAGAGUUUAACAACAAUAUUGACAAACUAAUAUCCCUCUGGAAAGGCAAGCUGUCUAACUACGAACUAGAAGAGCAACUGCUCCGUGACCAACUGAAGGAGUCUCUACCAGUUGUCGGUAAAAUGGAGGGUGUUGUGGAGACGCUGAAGAUGUGGAAGGAUGUUAUGUUCGAUGGGGAACCACAGUUUGACUUUGGAGGGGAUGUUGGCGGAUUUUUGUCAGUCAGGGCUCAGUGGGACCAGUACAUCAGCAACGAAGGCUCAUCUCUCCCUAUUGGUUGGGUCGUUCCUGACCCUACAGACAAAAACUAAUACUGUCGUACAAACCUACUAUUAAACUACUAGUCUGUUUACUACUAGUAAACAAUCAUUCAUCUCUUGAUUUUAGGAGUAUCCCAUGAUUUUUUACAAUUAAGUACCCUCGAGUCCAGCGGACGUGACAACGGAUCAGCAUUGAAAACCAAUAUUCAAUUCUCAAUUUAAAACCUUAAGAUCGUUGUUUGGUUGGCAAAGGUGCCUUGUUGUAGAAAAUUGUUCUUCGCGCUGUGAGUAUGCCGAAAGAGAAUUAAGUAGACAGAAUGCUCACUCCCUACAUCAGUUUUGUUACCAAAAGGAUUUAUUUUCGUAGUUGACAUCUAGCGUCAAGUAGCGGAAUCAUCAAACUGCUACUAGUUUUAACCUCGUAAGGCCCAAUGUGCAUUACAAUGUACACUGUUUCAAUCUAAUUUGAACCUUUAACUGAAUUAAGUAGCAUUUCUUUUGUUUCAUUGUUUUCUUAAACAAACGAGUCACCCUAAUCUUCUUAUACAACAAGGUUCAAAUAAAAAAUAGGAAAACUUUGUAUGGUGGGCCUUACAAGGAUUGCUUUGUUGUUGUGUUUUUUUUUCUAUUUCACCAUUUAGUCCAUCGCGAAUUAGUUUUUGAGUUAAUCAUUUCUAAUCGCAUUUAUUAUUAUUUUCUGCGAGCCCUUUGAAAACCCCAGACUUGACUGCGAGUGUCACUUUGACAGUGGCAGUAGUUUGUUUACAUUAAUUCCGUGAGUAAAAAAAAAACAGUACUUCAUUCUCUCUUUGGUAUGCCAACUCACAUACUUGAAGCAUUUUUGUCGUUAAAAGUAGUUAACUUUAUUCAGACUUGUAGUUUCAUGGGAUAUGGUCAAAGUGUUAAUUUUGAAACAGUCUUUGCUUUUUUAUAAUUUAAAAUGACAAUUGUUACUAUUACGCUAUUACCGAUGAUUAAUUUGCUAUGUGGCCUUAAUUUUAUCAAUAAAAAUACUUUUAAUGCUUUCUAAUUUU
Cydia strobilella is the source of this 2169-nucleotide messenger RNA. Its product is annotated as GRB10-interacting GYF protein 2-like. The coding region runs from base 182 to 1186 and encodes 334 amino acids. Lineage: Eukaryota; Metazoa; Arthropoda; Insecta; Lepidoptera; Tortricidae. The record is from RefSeq and is a predicted model, not a curated record. The transcript is spliced from 5 exons.